Messenger RNA from Plodia interpunctella (Indianmeal moth), 2413 nucleotides. RefSeq names its product dissatisfaction (gene dsf). The record is from RefSeq and is a predicted model, not a curated record. Bases 312 to 1625 code for a protein of 437 amino acids. Gene Ontology annotation, molecular function: nuclear receptor activity; RNA polymerase II cis-regulatory region sequence-specific DNA binding; zinc ion binding. NCBI's taxonomy places the organism in Eukaryota, Metazoa, Arthropoda, Insecta, Lepidoptera, Pyralidae. Gene Ontology annotation, biological process: anatomical structure development; cell differentiation; regulation of transcription by RNA polymerase II. The transcript is spliced from 10 exons.
AGCCGCGACUCGGUAGCGAAGUCAUCUGCCGAAAGUCAUCACUUUUCAUAUAUUUAUGUUCAGUAUUUGAAUCGUGUUAAACCAUUUUGAGUAAUAAAACUUGUUAAAUUAGAUUAAAUUAUAUAUUGUUCAAAAAUUAUAUGAUCAAAAAAAAUUGUUUUAAAAUUUUCAAACAGUGAGUUUGUAAGUUAGCAAAGUGAAUAAUGCAUGUGUUAGGAACUGUGGUGUGAAUUAGUUGUGAAAGGUGCGCUUCACCAGGCGAGCUGUCUGCCUUCUGGGAGAAGCAUCGGCCGGUCUUGGCCGUCCGCAGAAUGGGCACGGGAGAUCGCCUGCUGGACAUUCCUUGCAACGUUUGUGGAGACAGAAGUUCCGGAAAACACUACGGCAUUUACAGUUGUGAUGGGUGUUCGGGUUUCUUCAAGCGGUCGAUCCACAGGAACCGCGUGUACACGUGCAAGGCGGGCGGCGAGAUGAAAGGCCGAUGUCCCGUGGACAAAACUCACCGCAACCAGUGCCGCGCCUGCCGCCUCGCCAAGUGCUUCCAGGCCAACAUGAACAAGGACGCGGUGCAGCACGAGCGAGGCCCGCGCAAGCCAAAGCUGCAUGCGGGCUCGCUGGGCGCGCUGCCGCCGCCGCUGGCGCACAAGCCGCACGCACUCAAGCUGUCCCCGCCCUCGUCCUACACGCCGCUGCCGCAACCCUUCAGCUUCCAGUUCAGCAUAAGCGGAGGCAGCGAGCAGGCGCCGCUGAGCACGGCGUCGUCGGCGGGGUCGAGCGGAGCAGGCGGCGGCGCGGGCGCGGUCAGCCCGCUGCCGCUUAUGGCCGAGCCCUUCCUCGCUCCCCCGCCCCCUGGCCUGCUGCACAUACUUAUGUCUUCUGAUAAAUGUCAGGAGUUGAUGUGGAGUGCCAAGCAGCUGCAACUGCAGGGAGACCCGACGCUGCUGAGGCCGCCGCCGGGCGCCUUCGGAGCGCCGCUCGCGCCUUCCUGGGAACUAUUACAAGAGACGAGCGCGCGACUGCUGUUCAUGGCCGUGCGUUGGGUGCGGUGCCUGGCGCCGUUCCAGGCACUGGCGCCGAGCGACCAGCUCGUGUUGCUGCGCGCCGCUUGGAAGGACCUGUUCCUGCUGCAUCUGGCGCAGUGGUCCGCCCCCUGGGACCUGGCGCCGCUGCUGGCCGCUCCGUUGGCGCGCGCGCGCCUCCCACCUGAACCCCUCGCUGACCUGGAACUCAAUACCUUACAGGAAAUUCUAUGCCGGUUUCGACAAAUUGCGCCAGACGGUAGCGAAUGCGGUUGUAUGAAAGCUAUUGUUCUUUUUUCACCUGACACGCCGGGUUUGAGUGAGACGCAACCAGUGGAGAUGUUGCAAGACCAAGCGCAAUGCAUUUUAGCAGACUACGUGCGAACUAGAUAUACGAGGCAGCCUACGAGAUUCGGGCGUCUUCUGUUACUACUGCCGUCAUUACGCGCGGUGCGAGCGCGGUCCAUAGAGCUGCUGCUGUUCAGAGACACAGUAGGAGACGUGUCUGUGGCGACGCUGCUGCACGACAUGUACCGGCUGCAGCCCGCCCCCGCGCCCGCCUUCGCCCCGCCCCCCGUCACCACCGACCACUGCGCUUCACCCUAGUUCAAAAAGUUAGAGGAAUCAUGAGACAGCUGGACAUGUAGAUUGGAUUAUUUUAGGAUUUAUAUUAAAAAAACCAUUUGGUUGCCGAUUAUGACUUUGUCUUUCACCGGUCAAUAUUUAUAGGUGGUUUCAGUUGGAAACCUUGUUGAUUAAUGUUUUAUAUAAGUAAUUAAAGGAGAAGUUUAUUAGAUUUUUGUAAAUAUUGUAAUAUCCUUAGCUUUGUAAAAGAUAAGUUUGGUAGGUAUAGAGAACCCACACUGCCAAACGUUAUUUAUACAAUUAUAACAUUACCCAAUAACUUUGUUAAAUAUAAAUUGCAUUACACAAUAAACCAUUAAAAGCACAAUACAUAUCAAUUCAAGCAUGGCUUCUUUCUAUAUAAUAAAUUACACUUAAUAUUAUAAAAUUUUUGUGAUGUAGAUAAAUCUUGAAAUUGAUUUAUUAUUAUAUAAAAAUAGUCGUAUUAUCUAAUCUAGUCAUUGUAAAGUUGUAUAUACUAAUAUAUUAUAUAAAAAAAAUAAUUCAUUAAAAAAAUAUUCUAGUCUACUAGUCAAAAAAAGUACCUAUUUGAUGUCAAAAAUGUCACGAAAUUAUUAUUAUUAUUAUUUGUAGCAUCUGUAUUUUGUAAGUGUCCAUGCCGUGAUUAGAAAGACUAAAAAUAAUCUUUAUGUAAAUCUUGAAGUAAACAUUAUAUGCGAUGGGAAGAUAUGAAGUGGUCCUAUUCUAAAAAAAUACUAUAAUAAUAAGCGAAAUCCUAUCCUAUUUCAUUUUUAGGAACUGAAAAUAAA